CACCUGCGUAUAGACCCUGUGGAACAAAAAUAUGUUCACUUACAUAGUACACUGUUAAUUUCAUUUUGUUUGUCUUUGUUACGUAUUUCCUUGCCGUCUCUGACUUUGUGAUGGAAUUUAGGGUGUUCCUGUCCUGUGUUCUUCUUACAACAGACGCAGUGGAUGCCCCUGUCCUGACUCUAACCUUAAACUUAUCCAGUCCUGACCACUGUAACUUUACAUGUAAUGGAAGUAACAUCAUCACAAGCUUUAUCUAUGAUAGUAGCAGUUGUACACAAGAGGAAGUGACAACAUCUGAUAAUCACACUCUACGACUGAGCUGCAGUGGUGACUCCAUCAUGUGUAACUACAGCAACCCAGUAAGCUGGAAGUCUGACACAAAGAAGAUUAAUGAACUCUGCACCGUUCAUCACCAUAAUCAAGGUCCAGAAAGACAACAAGCUAAAGAAGCAUCUUUGCAUCUCCUUUGGCUUAUUCCAAUUUGCGCAUUCACAGUUGGUUUGUUCGUGGUGGUUGGCAAGAAAAAAAAAGGUGUGCUGAAGAAUGAACAAACAAUCUAUGCAGAAGUCGAUGACAGGAUCAAGCCACAAAAGCCGCUGGAGAUGAAGGAGAAAUCAGAGAAUCCUCAGACAGUGUAUGAUACUGCAAGAGAUCCAGGACAAACUGAUGCUACCAUCCACACCACACCCAACAACGAACCUAUGAAUGAGGGUGCAUCACUCAAAGGAACGGGAAAGACAGAUGCACCAGUCACUGUCUAUUGUACCAUUCAGCAGAAAUCAAACCCCCUCAAAGAUGACACUGAAAACACUAUUUAUGCUGUGGUCAAUAAACAGCCAGUCGGGUAUGAAUCUGCACAUCCACAAUCAGAAUGAAGCUGGACCCUUACAGUGAUUCAUGUGUUCAGGAAAGCAGUGUUUUCUUCAGUGUAAAUAAGCAGCAUAUUUACCAUGUGCAAUGUGCUCCCAUUGUAGUUGAUUUAGGGUGUUAAAGAUUUGUAAAUGUAAACUUUGUCUUUUUUUAAAACAGCACUGACUGAUAUUUAUUGUUAAAUUGUUGUACAUGUUCCUCAGGAUGGAAUGCAAAAUCUCACAUGGUUUCUGUAGAUUUCUGUUUGAGAUAUCUCACCACUUUUGCAGCCUACAUCGAAAACCCACUUCCUGGAAAGUAUCUGUCUGUUUGAGUUAUUUUAAAGGUUCACAGAGGACGUUUUUUUGCCCACUUGCCCCCACGCUUCUGAAAAACACAAACAAUGAGAAUAUAAUCAAAAACGUAGUACAAAAAAACUUGCAGUAAAGUAAGUAAAAAUCACUGGACUCAAGUGCACUGAGUAUGUCCGUAACUCAACAGGCAUCUGUGUACUGUCGACAGCUUCAGUGAUUAUGAUGGGUUCUGUUGGCUGGUGCAUCUGGUGUAAACAGAUGUUAGCCAAAUAAAGCAAAGUCCCUUUCAAGGAAAGUGAAGCAGAUCACAUAUUUUUACAUUUUGGAUGCAUUAUACAGUAUAUGUACAGUAAGUAUCUUCUUUUAAAGUAUCAUUGCAGUGUCCAAGGUUACUCUAGUGUGGAUGCUUUUUUUUAAACUAAAUGCCAGAUGCAGGGGUGACUGGUGCAAUGAUAUAUAACUAUUCUUUGAUAUUUUGCUCUGUCAUAUGCCAAUUAACUUGUCCAUGUGAUAUCACAAAUGCCACAAUAUCCAAUCAAGUCUUUUAAAAGUAAAUGCUUUAAAUGCUUUUUAAAGUAGUAGUUCACUUCCAGAAAAAAAAUGUACUCACCCCUUCGUCCUCCAAGAUAUUCAUGUCUGUCUUUCUUCAGUCAUAAAGAAAUUGUGUUUUUUGAGGAAAACAUUUCAGGAUUCCUCUCCAUAUAAUGGACUUCUAUGGUGGCCGUAAGUUUAAACUUCCAAAACGCAGUUUAAAUGCAGCUUCAAAGGGCUCUAAAAGGUAAAACAGUGAUGUAUAGGACGAUUUUGAAGUUGGCUAAGAAAAUGAGUUGGGAGUUUUUCAACAUACCCUAACUGUACUGAACCGGAAAAUGCAUUUCACGCAAAGAUAAGCAUUUAAACUGCAUUUUGGAAACUUGUAUGUUUUAAUAUAACAAUGAUCUUAUUUGUGAAACAAGUGAAAAAGUGAUUUUUCAUGCCAUGAGCCUUUUACUUAUGUUGUACUGUUUCUCAUUUUGCUUUGGAUUUUUGUCUUCAAUAAUUUAAUUUAAAACUCUUUGUUUCUUUGUGUUUUAGCCUGUCCACAUGUGUUGAAGCCACUGUUUUUGCAGCUUUUACCAUUUUUUCUGCAACAUGUCUGCAACAUGAUUUUGUUCAACUGCAAUGCGUCUUUGAUAUAUAGUUUGAUUAUAUUGUUUAUAAAUUAAUAGCCAUAUAUUUUCAAGCUACCAUUCAAAAGUAAAUAAAUAC
Labeo rohita (rohu) is the source of this 2411-nucleotide messenger RNA. RefSeq lists its product as uncharacterized. The transcript is spliced from 6 exons. The record is from RefSeq and is a predicted model, not a curated record. Bases 111 to 875 code for a protein of 254 amino acids. NCBI's taxonomy places the organism in Eukaryota, Metazoa, Chordata, Actinopteri, Cypriniformes, Cyprinidae.